Penicillium paradoxum is the source of this 966-nucleotide messenger RNA. RefSeq names its product aldo/keto reductase family protein. The transcript is spliced from 2 exons. Lineage: Eukaryota; Fungi; Ascomycota; Eurotiomycetes; Eurotiales; Aspergillaceae. Bases 1 to 966 code for a protein of 321 amino acids. Gene Ontology annotation, cellular component: cytosol. Gene Ontology annotation, molecular function: oxidoreductase activity. The record is from RefSeq and is a predicted model, not a curated record.
AUGGUUGGCACCAAGCUCAUCUGGGGCGGAGGCUCACUUAUGGUCGAGGCUUCAUACCCGACUCUUGAAUCCAUCAAUACAGUCCUCGAUAUUCUCCAUGACAAUGGUAUCAAAAGUAUCGAUACUGCCAGGAUCUAUGCCAAUUCCGAGGAUCGUUUGGGCCAGGUCCACGCCGGUUCCCGAUUUUCCAUCGAUUCGAAACAUCCCGGUGGAUUUGGCCCCGAGCCUUUCACCCCGGAGUCUUUCGUUGAGACCUUGAACACGAGUUUGGAUCUUCUCCAAACUGAGCAGCUUGAUGUGUACUAUAUCCAUGCUCCCGAGCGAAAGAGGCCACUCGAAGACUUGCUGGCGAGUGUCAACGCGAUGUAUCAAGCCGGGAAGUUCAAGCGCUUCGGGCUUUCCAAUUAUCUGGCCGAAGAAGUCGAGGAAGUGGUCCGCAUCUGCCGCGAAAACGAUUAUGUUGUGCCAAGUGUGUUCCAGGGAAAUUACUCUGCCAUUGCACGUCGAGGCGAGAAAGAGAUUUUUCCAACGCUGCGGAAACACAACAUCUCCUUUUAUGCCUAUUCACCCAUCGCAGGAGGCUUUUUGACCAAGGAUGUUGAGACAAUCAUCUCCGGCGGCGAGGGCCGAUGGGAUCAAAGCACGCCAGUAGGGGGAAUCUAUAAUGCACUAUAUAACAAGCCAAGCAUGCUGGAGGGCCUGAAACUGUGGGGGAAGAUUUCCGAGGAGUCUGGUAUCUCGAAGGCUGAACUGGCCUAUCGAUGGGUGGCGCACAACUCGGUGUUGGAAGGCAAAUUUGGAGAUGGAGUAAUUUUUGGCUCGCGGAAUGCUGAGCAGCUCCGUCAGACGCUUGCUGGUUUGAGCAAGGGCCCUCUGAGCGCGGAAAUCGCAGAACGGAUUGAGGAGGUGUGGAAGAUUGUCGAGCCUGAUGCGCCGCUGGAUAACUUCAAUUCAUUUUUUAAGUGA